Oncorhynchus tshawytscha (Chinook salmon) is the source of this 3436-nucleotide messenger RNA. RefSeq lists its product as uncharacterized. The transcript has 4 exons. Bases 335 to 2560 code for a protein of 741 amino acids. Lineage: Eukaryota; Metazoa; Chordata; Actinopteri; Salmoniformes; Salmonidae. The record is from RefSeq and is a predicted model, not a curated record.
AACGUUCCAUAGCUGGUCUCUGAAAGAGAAGGAGCCUGGGGGCGAUAGCUGGUCUCUGAAAGAGAAGGAGCCUGGGGGCGAUAGCUGGAUGCUGCAGUAUCCGAUGCAUACGCGCCCAACGUAUCUAUCUGUAUGGGGAUUGGGCAGGAUGCUGUGAGAGAAGCGCGGGGGGUCGCGGGCGAUGCAAUGCAUUUCAGUGGCGUUUAUGCCAAUACUUAUUGCGUCUGCUCUAGUUAACUUCAGACAAAUUUGCCUUUCGAAUCGAUAAUUCCGACCGACACCUACCACACACACCCACAUAAACGCGAAUCUCUUCCUCCUUCAAAUUAAACCUAUGAAUUACUCGCAACGGGUGGCCGCUUGGUUGAGUUCUCUACCAGUGAAUGUAGUUCAAAUAAUAUGUGGUCGCUUCGGUAAAUUGGAGAUGAUAUCCUUCUGGUUGCUCUGUUGGAGGCUGCUGAGAGCCACAGCUGGAGUGAAGAGGAUAAAGGGGAAUGAAGUGAGAGAGAGCUGCAGUGCCAGUGCCAGCGACACUCCACAAGAGAAACAACAAGAACAAGAAUCCCACUCUGGGGCCGUAGCCAUGGAGACCAGCCAGCUUUCAGGGACGGACGAGCUAACAGACUAUAAAAUGGAUUCUGGGGAAACGGAGGACCAGAGACCCCUGCUUAGUGAGAGCGAGGAAGAAUGUGACCAAGAACCUUUCGCAGAAUACAGAGGAACAAAAGAGAACAUAAAAACGUCAGUGGAUGAACCAGACGAGGAUGAUGAACAUGUGGAGGGAAACAGAGAGGAGGGGAUUCUCAACUUUGGGACAGGACAAGAUGACUUCAGUCUAAAAGAGUUACUCAACUCCUCAAGUAUAUUUGGGAGUGAACCCGUUUGCAAGGUGGAAGACCUGCUUGCAGAAGAUGACGUGGACAACUCUGCUCCAUCAGAAGUGAUGGUGACACAAGAGUCCAUCUUGGAGCAGCUUAUCCGAGAGGAGGUCUCCUCUGACGUUUCUACGGGGUCCUGUCAUGACCUUGACCGAGACGACCUGAGUGACUGUCUGCAGGUAGAAAUGGCCAUCGUGUCAUCAGACAGCGAGACUGAUGACCAAUGGAGGUCCACUUUUGCAUCUACAGUCAACAAGGAGGAAAGGUGUGAUGGAAAUGCUCAAGAUGCUCUCGAGAAGGAUACAUUUGCAGGGGAGGCAGAGAAUGGGGCCAAGGAUGAAACUGCAGAUAGUCCUCACGAGCUUGAACAACCCGAUUGCCCCACAGAAUGCGAGAUCCAAGACCAAGAUAUGUCCUCUGACCAGUUCAAGGUCUUAUCAGAGAUUCCAGAGGAUGAGGAAGAGGCCAGCCAAGGCGGAGCUUGCAAAGUACGUCGUUCUACAUCUGCAAGCUCUUCUGUAAGCUCUGACCCUGAUAAGAAGGUUCCUCAAGACUACUGUGUGAUACAAGAAAUGACGAGCAAGAACGUUAGUACAGAGCAUGUGGACUUCCAGGGGGCUCGGAAGCAGUGGCGCCAAAUGGAGGAGCAGACCAAAGGACAGGUCCAGGUCCACCAGCCCACUGUCAGACAGCAGGGGAUGUGCCAGGGAGGCCACAGCGCCAUGUACACACCUGUCAGGAACAUCGACCGACCCAGGAGGGACACCGAACUCGACAACCUCGCCCUGGGUGACUUUCAUCACACCCAGUUCAGCCCAUGUUCAGAAGACUCAGGUCUGGAUGACCUCAGCUACAGGUCCCCUUACGAGGACUCAGACAACCCUGUCGAAAGGGAGAUACGACAGACCAUAGAGCGUGAGGAAAACUUCAGGCGGGAGAGAGGGAUCGCAAAACAGGGUCAAGCUGGAGAAUCAUCCGCACAUCCCAGACCAACCACUCUCUACCCCGGCAAGUACGGGAAAGGUUUUUGCCAGGAGGUGGAGGAGAAACGGAAGAUGUUUGACUCUAGUGAUCCCGGAUGCAGGCCACUGAGGUCUCCAGACGCAAAAACCCCAACCUUCUCCAUAGCCACCUCCCCCUCACCCACACCGAGGUGUGCGACCUACCAUGAAAUGACCGCCCAAAACGUGAUCAUCCUGGAGCCAGACUCCUACCCAGCCAGCCCAAGGCACCGCACCCGAGGAUCCCUGCUAUCCCCGGGUCCCAGCCGUUACAGCGAGUGGCCUUUGGAGACGUCAGCCAACGUCAUCAUUCUAGAGACGUCUAACCUGAUCAUUCGGAGUGCCUCAGAGUUCUGCCUGAGCUCGGCCUCCUGCCAGGAGACCCAGGAGAGCACAUUUGUCAACAACCCCUUCUUCAAACUGCGCUCGCGGAGCUCCAUGUCCCUGGUGGACCAGGAGAUUAAGAUGGUGAAGCAGAGGGAGGAGGAGUGGAGGAGGCAGAGGAGCCAGAUGCACACCAGGGAGAAGUAUGACACUGUUGUGGUGUCCCCGAACCUGGAGAACCUGAGCUUUGAUACAGCAGAAGUGCCACUGAAAUGUGUGUCUUCCCCUUCAUCACCAUCAAGGACUCGAAAGCUGGACCGCUCCACCCUGUCAUGUGACCAUAGGUUUUACAGGUGAAACUCUUUCCCCCAGUUCCCAGAAUCACUCUCCACAUUACCAAGGAAAAAGAAUGCGAUGGCUCAGAGAUGGGAGGCAGGACUAUUUGUCAACCACGAACAAGAGUGAAGAACAUCAAACCUGAAUAAUCCCAUUCCAUAUUACUACAGCUGCCAACUUCCUGAACUUUGCUAGAUGUUUCCAGUUCUAUUAUUGAUACAGCUUGAAUAUAUAUAUAUUCAUUACUGGUACUGUACUUUUAAAGUUAUUGUGAAAUAAAAUAUGUAAUUGGUAUUGUAAGAGAUAUGACACAAUGUAAUGAACACAGAUGGACUACCGGAUGAGUACAUUAUGAUAUUGUUCAGUUAAGAUCUUUACAUAUUUUUAAGUACCGUCUUGGUUAUACAAAAGAAAGAUAUUUAUGGUAUUUUCGUAUUGUAUUUUCCUCUAAAUAGAGUUUAAACUAAAGAGGCAAUAAGAAUAUUAUGAUAAAUGUGGAAAUCCAAAGCAGUAAAAAACGAAUCUAUCAUUGUUCUAAAAUAAAGAAUGCAUAUUAUGAUUACCUAUAUAAUUAACUUCAUUUAAAAUGUUUAAUGUGAUAGCCACUUAUAGUAUAGGAUAUUCAAAGCUUGACCCGACAUUGCCAUUUUGAGAUGCCUUUUUCAACUAUACUACUGUUUUUUAUGCUUCACAAUGUGAUCUUUUUUGUUUGCAGGUGGUCUAGUAUUAUGUACUAAACUAAUGCAAAACUCCAAGGUGAAUACUUUAAAGUUUAAAUUGUAUUCUCUGUUAUUUUAAGUGUUAAGUUGUUCCAUGGAGAUUUCGCUUUUGUUUGUAUUUGUUAUUCUCAAUUGAUAAUUCUGCAUCAAAAUAAAGUUGUAUUGACAUUAAGGAAAA